This is a messenger RNA of Dreissena polymorpha, 11198 nucleotides long. RefSeq lists its product as uncharacterized. The transcript is spliced from 4 exons. The record is from RefSeq and is a predicted model, not a curated record. NCBI's taxonomy places the organism in Eukaryota, Metazoa, Mollusca, Bivalvia, Myida, Dreissenidae. Gene Ontology annotation, biological process: regulation of DNA-templated transcription. Gene Ontology annotation, molecular function: RNA binding; protein binding. Bases 87 to 2588 code for a protein of 833 amino acids.
GCAGGUUGUGCUCAGAAGUUUCUGUUUAAACUCAUUGAUUAUAUUGUUAUUAACAUUGACACGAUUUCGAUGAUAAUAGCUGAACAAUGGCUGGUAAUGGCCAUGGUUUCUCUCCACACCUGGCAAAUGAACUCCAUGAACAGACUGGGCAGCAGCCAUGUCAGCAAGGCAUAUAUCUGGCCUGCGCAGACAUCCAGGGCAAAAGGGUAUUGCUGUAUCCAAACCAAGGCUUCAUGGCCGCAUAUACCACUAACAAUGGAAGAAAUGAGAGAAACUAUGUGGAGCUUGUUUCCUCUGUUAGCAAUACUGGUACAAUCAACACUUACAGCCAGCCAAGGAAGACAAUCCGGCCCAGCAAUUGUUCAGAGAUGAAUGAGAUUAAUGGACUGGAUAGUAGAUAUGAAGCCUCAAAUAAUCAACUUAGUGCCGACAUCUCAGCAAGUGGAAUGCUCAAUACUACAGUCAUAAAGAUUGAAGAUGAUGGAGAGGAAUCUCAGUCGUUGCUGUGCUCUGAGCCGUUUGUCUCGCCCACGCCUCCCAGUGACGACAGCGGCCCUUCUCAGACAGGUGCAGCCCUCGUGUGGUCGACCUGUGAAGGCAAACCCACACAAUUGUCUCCUCUGCUGUUGACAAAGGACAACCUGUUCCAGCAUGACCUGCGCUGCUCUGGAACUGCGGCCGAUCCGUGUGGGCACUUGACGAAUUUGAAUAAACCACAUCCGAACAAACUGUUGAAGGCUGCUCUACUUAGCGUGUCGUCCACUCCCUAUCAGCCGCCUGCUGAAAAUAUUGAGAAAGACAUCAACUCUAAUUUUCAAGCUAAAUGCUUAGAAGAAGGUGUAAAUUUGGCAAAAUUUCAUGGAAAUGAUGAUGACAGUAACUGGCGGAUGUCAGGCACAAAUGGCUUUGAUAGGAAUAGAAUGACAGGCAGCUCUGCCGGGGGAGGAAAUUCAAAUCUACAUCGUCUAACAGAUGGUUCUGGGGCCCAGGGUCAGGCCCAGCCCCAAGUCGCUGCAGCAGAGGGGAUGAUACUGGGACGCGUCGGCAGUUCUGGAUCGCUGGCCUUGCACGAGCACCUUAACACUCGGAGCAUUGUGACGGGUUCGGUUGGGGCAGGUCCCCCUGUGACUGCAUCCAUUCACGCACCACAGACACUGUCGGACACACAGCGAUACCGGGCUACCUACUCACCGACUGGUGCAGGUUCGUCAGCGGUGGGCCCGUAUUCCCCGUUGUACACAGGCGGCUCUCAUGGGACCGGCCCUGCCUAUGGGGCGUACUAUGGACAGUAUACGACCGGUGGAAUGCAAGGAGCAAUAGAUCCACACAUUGGCCAUUAUUCGGCCGUGUUACAGAGCAUAGGAAAUGCUGCUCAGUCACAAGUUCCACGUUCCCCGUAUCCAGCUAGUUCUGGAUUAAUUCAUCCGUUUUCUAUACCAGCUUCAGUUCCGGCACAAAAAGGAUAUGGUUCAGGGCUCAUGGCUCAUGAGAGGGACGAAUUGCGGUACAAAAGGGAACAUGAGAGUGAAAGUCAGAGGCGAUACAGUACAGGUGUUCUCAAGGAUGAAAAGGCCCAUCAGUUUACUUUCCCAUCAGGCUUUGCUGAACCAUCCCGAGCCCCUGUUUCAUCCACUUUAAGGGAAUCUCCAAGUCAGAGGCGUGAGCAUGAGUACUACAACUACAAAGUCCCUUCCAGUCGAGAUGGGAAUAUACGUCAAAGAAUGUCACGACCCUCUGACGCCACUAGUUCCUUUCCUACUGAAAACCCACAUAGUGCUUUCAAAAACACAGAUGAGCCAUCGGCUAAAAGAACUAAAAUAGAACAUACUGGAGGGGAUGUGAGCAUGGAACGUCAAGUCCCUGAGAGUGUUCUAAAGUAUCCACACCAUUUCAUGAAAGGCUCCAUUAUCGAGCUUGGCAAUAGGAAACUUAAACGUGUUGAAGAUCUGGAAACCAAUGACUUCAUCAACAGUGCGGAUAUUAGCAGUGAUCUCAAGAUUGACUCUAGUACUGUGGUCCAUAUCAGUGAGAAUGAGACUCAGGGUACAUCAGUGCUGGGGUUUGUGGUUGGCGAGCACAAGGUUCAGGUAACUAUAGAGGCACCAGUUGAGCAUCCAUUCUUCGUUUUUGGGAAGGGGUGGUCAUCAUGCGAGCCCUCUUGGACAAUGAAACGCUAUGAACUGGAGUGCCAAAAGCUUGUGGUCGGCGACAGGUGUAUAUCCCUCACUCACAAAGAAGUUACAGCCCACGCGGCCGAAAUCUCAAAGCAACAAAAACAGCAAAACAGACUCGAAGGAAACUCUAUCUUUGACAAUAAAGAUCUAAAAUCCUUGGGCUCUCCCCCCAAGCCUCGUGACAGCCCGCGCCAGAGCCCGUACCAGGGUCAAUCCAAAAGCCCGGCCGGGUCAGCUAACCUUCAAGGUCAAGGUCAUAGAUCUGAAUCGGGGGGACACACUGAACAAUGCAGCAGUAUGGGUGUGAAAUCUGAACACAAUUUAAGUAACCUUAGUAACCCGGUGGGCUUAUGUCAGAUGACUUCUAGUGGCCACCCUCAGGAACAUGGCAACAAUUCCUCUACACCGUCGUAAGGCAGGAGUGCCUUAACUAAGAGACACUUUCUGGGAAAACUGGGCUUAAUGCAUGAUCAUAAUGUGUUGUCCCAGAUUAGCAUGUGCAGUCUGCAACACUUUCUGCCUAUGCUUGAUUAACGUUGAGACAAAACUUCCAUCAAUGCAGAAAGUGUUGUCAGUAAUAAGCCUGUGGGGACUGCACGGGCAAAUCUUGGCUGACAGUUCACCCGCAUGCAUUCAGCCCAGUUUUGCCUGAAGGCAGCUUAACACUUUUUGGAGCAGCAUUCUAUGUACCAUAGUCUGUGUCCUAAUAGCUCCCUAGUUGCAAUGGUUCAUGUUUAUGAACUUGCUGCUUAUGCAGAUACCGGUUUUGGACCUAUAAUGUCCCCUCUAACAUCAAAUUAAAUUCAAAACCUUCCUUUAUAGUUUAAAACAGCUAAGGGUUCAUUUUCAAGUGUAAGAUACUGAUGAGAUGCAAAUAGCAUAAAGCCUCAACAGCCUGCGAGUUGAAGAGUUACUCCCAGCCUUUUCAGGUUUUAUGCUGUUGCGAAAGUGCCAUUUUCACUUUUCUUUUGAGCAGGAAUUGCUAAAUGGUUAGAAUGUUAAAUUUUAAAAUUAAGUAAGGAUCUCAUUAAGAUGCGAUUUGGGUAAAUCUACUAGCUAUUUUGAUAUAAAUAAUCAUGAACACACUGCUAUUUUUGAAGUGCUAGAAUCAAAGCAUCAAAUUAUUUGCCCCUUUUCUCAGAUUUUUAUUAAUUCCGUAAUUGCAAUACAAUUUCAUUUUGAUUUAGAGGGUUAAGUAUUUUUAUGUCCCCCCUGGGGGACAUAUUGUUUUUGCCUUGUCUGUUGGUCUGUUUGCGCCAACUUUAACAUUUUGCAAUAACUUUUGUUAUAUUGAAGAUAGCAACUUCAUAUUUGGCAUGCAUGUGUAUCUCAUGAAGCUUCACAUUUUGAAUGGUGAAAGUUCAAGGUCAAGGUCAUCCUUAAGGUCAGAGGUCAAAUAUAUGUGGCAAAAAUCGCUCAUUUUAUGAAUACUUUUGCAAUAUUUAAGAUAGCAACUUGAUAUUUGGCAUGCAUGUGUAUCUCAUGGAGCUGCACAUUUUGAGUGGUGAAAGGUCAAGGUCAAGGUCAUCCUUCAAGGUCAGAGGUCAAAUACAUGUGGCCCAAAGCGCUUAUUUUAUAAAUACUUUUGCAAUAUUGAAAAUAGCAACUUGAUAUUUGGCAUGCAUGUGUAUCUCACGGAGCUGCACAUUUUGAGUGGUGAAAGGUCAAGGUCAUCCUUCACAAGGUCAAGGUCAUCCUUCAAGGUCAAACAUCAUAUAUGGGGACAUUGUGUUUCACAAACACAUCUUGUUGUUAUUUUAAAGUUGUGAUUGUAGUGGACGAAAAUAUUGUUUUUAUAACAAUAAGUUUAAUGCAAAAAUGAUGGCAUGCAAAUUAUUGUGUGAAGGUAAAGUGGUGCCCAUUGUAUUAUUAUAUUUUUAUUAAUAUUUUGUUGAUAAUUCUAACACGGCACGUGACUUGUUUUCUAUAGACAAAGAAGGAAAUCAAGCGUGGGUUAUUCUGCAAUAACUUAUGGGCGGAGCUUAUACACUGAAAGCACGCGCUGUAGCUAAACAAAACAUGCCGAUACAUUUUCCACCAGCGUAAUAAUCCGGUAUUUUAUGAAUGAAAGUCACGUGACAAAAUACUACGCUAUGAACAGAAAUGCGUAAACUUGACCCAAUUUCCCACGGUGUUCGUCUGCUGCUUCGAUACUGAAAUGGCUGAAGUUCGAAUCGGAGUUGUUGUCUUGUAGAUUCAACACUCUUGCGUUAAUUUAAAGAGUACAAUGAAAACAUGUUAGUUUACGCAAGUUGUUGUUCUUAGUUAACCAAACGUGAGAAAUGAAAUGGGUUUUUUCCAUCCAGUUUGGCUGUUAUUGAGGGCGGAGAUCUGAUCGAUAGAACAGCCGAAAGCUAUUUUUAUGGGCGGAGCUUCACAUAAAAUAGUAUGCAAGAAAAAUAAGAUACAUUCUAUAAAUCUUUAGUAAAAAUCGUGUUAGAUUCGAAAUAAUUCGUGUACGUUAUAGUUUGUGGUCGAAUAACCCACGGCCGGAAGUUUAGAUGCGUGGUUUCAAAUCACUCGUGCUUCGCACUCGUGAUUUAAUCCCUACGCAUCUAAACUUCCGGCCGUGGGUUAUUCGACAACAAACUAUAACGUACACAAAUUAUUUCUUAAUUAGACCCUAAGCAUUUGGAUAAAUAUAUUUUUAGCUUGACUAUUAUAUAUGAAAUAUAUAUAGUGUAGCUAUCCUACUCAUCCCGGCGUCGGUGUUUGCGUUGGUGUUAGCGUUAGUAUUAUUCUUAGCGUUCGCGUGAGCCUUCAAAUGUUAAAUUUUGCGUACUACCCCAAAUAUUUCCUAUGUCCCUUGACAUAUUGCUUUCAUAUUUUGCAUAUUUCUUUACCAACAUAACCCCAAUCUAUAAACAAGAGCAGACAACUGUAUCAAGCAUUUUGUAAGAAUAAUGGCCCUUUUUUCACUUAGAAUAUGCAUAUUAUUGAUAAAUCUAUGUUAAAGUUUGCGUACCACCUCAAUUAUUUUCCAUGUCCCUUGACAUAUUGCUUUCAUAUUUUGCAUUCUUCUUUACCAACAUGAUCCCAAUCCAUAAACAAGAGCAGACAACUCUAUCAAGCAUUUUGACAGAAUUAUGGCCCCUUUUAUACUUAGAUAAUUGAACAUUUGGUUAAGUUUUGUGUUUUGGUCCAUUUACUACUAAAGUAUCAUACCUAUUGCUUUCAGACUUGGAAAACUCGCCAACUAUCGUAAGGGGACUGUACAGGGCAAGUUGCAUAACUCUGGUUGGCUUUUUAAUGGAAUUAUGGCCCUUUUUUGUCUUGGUAACUUUGAAUAAUUUUUUUGAAUUAUGUGUUUAGAUCCACUUUUCCUCUAAAGUACUUUCUUACUAUCAUGAUGAUACUGUACCUGGCAAUUAGACCUUGACCUUUGAAUGAACUUGAAUCUCAAUGUCAAAUUAAUAAAUUUGCUUAAAUUUCCAUAACUUCUUUAUUUAUGAUCACAUUUGAUUCAUACUUUGACACAAAACAACACUUACCUGACAUACCACAAUGGACUCCACCCAAACCAUCUCCCACGCCCCACCCCAGAACCCCCCCCCCCCCCCAAUCUUGUUUAAAGAUCAUCUAUUAAAUGACCACACACACACACAUUAUACCCCCUCUCCAUGAUUACGUUAUACUGUCAAGCACUUGAAUAGUCGAGCGCGCUGUCCUCUGACAGCUCUUGUUUAAGAACCUGCCUAAGCUACAUUUAUCUUAAGUAUUGAAAAAAAAAGUAAUUUUAGAUUAAAAAUAAACUAAAUGUUUCAAAAUAUUUUUUGUAUAUAACUAAGGUUUUAAAUAUAUUGUAGCAUACAAUGAAUGAUCCUACAUUGAAAGUUCCAUGAAAGGGACGCAAGUAUACAUAUUCCUUGAAAUGGGUAAUUACCAUAAUAAUGACACUUGUGAUGUUAAUCUGCAUAUGAAUUGUGGAGAACAGACUAUGGUACAUGUUAUCCUGAAAUGAAUUACAACAAAGACUUUAUGUACCAGCUGUGAUAGAAAAUACUUAUGUUAUCUGUAUUUUUGGAUAAAAAAAAAAUGAAAAAAAGCUAUAUCAUGUUAGUUUUGCGUUGGUUGCAAAUAUUUGACUAUUAGAGACUUUUGACUUCAGCUUUUGGUAAUGAAGCAAAUAAUUGUGUAAAUAAUGUGGACUUCUUCUUUGAAGUUGUAUGUCUCUUAAAACAAAACAUUUAUUAUUCUGAUUGGAUGACAGUGUUAUUACAAUGCAAUAUAUUCUCUUAGUUUUGCCUGUGUUUAAAUUCGUGAAAUUGAAAAUACUUUUUAUAUAUGAAAUUCAGAAAAUGUUCCCUAGAUAAAAUAACAAAGCUGUCAUUUUCAUUUUAAAUUGUUUGUUUUUUCUGCUUAGACAAGCAUAGCUGUCUGUUGAUGAAUUUGAAUACAUAAAAUCAAAGGCAUUGGGUGCGUCCAAAGCCUUGCUGCUAUUAUACACUUGAGCCUCCCUUUGGGAAAACUGGGCUUAAUGCAAGUGCGGAAAGUGUUGUGACACAUAUUAAGCCUGUGUAGAAAGCACUGGCUAAUCAGUUAGAACACUUUCUGUGUUCAUGAAAAUUUUUGUUUAAAUCAACGCAGUCUCUUUUUAAUGAAAAUCGAGUGUAGUUAGAGAGUGCUUACCUUGAUUAGCCUGUGUAGGCUUAUCUGGGAUGACACUUAAUUGAGUUGCGUUCUGAGAAAACUGGAUGUAAUGCAUGUGCGUAAAGUGUCAUCCCAGAUUAGCAUGUGCAGUCCGCACAUGCUAAUCAGGGACGACACUUUCCCCCUAAAUUUGAUUUUUGCUAAGAAGAGACUUCAUUUAAGAGAAAAAUGUCAUAAAAGCGGAAAGUGUUGUCCCUGAUUAGCCUGUGCAGAUUACACAAGCUAAUCUGGGACGACACUUUACGCACAUGCAUUAUGCCCAGUUUUUGUCAGAACUCAACUCAAUUUAUGAACAUGCAUUAAAGCCUGUUUUCCCAGAGAUGGUUCAACAUAUCUUUGGUAGUAUACCAAUCAUGACCAUACUUAUACAGAGGCUUACCGCAUAUAUAAUCAAAUAGGACACAAUAAUAGCAAAUCUUAUUUGUAAAGUAAUAAAUAUAGAGCAGAAACCUUGAGAUAAUUGUAACAUGAACAAGUUACAGUCAAGUCUCAAGAGUGUAGUUGGAUGCUAGUCUAUCAUUAUAAUUAAACACUAAGAUUUCCUGUCCAAAUAUUUAAUGUCAUGUUACUCUCGUUGCGAUUGUUAGAAAGUUGAUAAGUUUUGGUUGGUAAAUUUGUUUUGUGAAGAUUAUUGUCAUAGUAUAAAUUUUUAAAAAACAUUAUUAAAUACAGUGUUUUUUUCAUUCAAAAUCGGGUCCGGUAAUCAGCACCCUUCCAAAUGGAAUAAAGUAUAUAUUUCUCCCAAAUGGGAGCUAACUAAAAAUUCCUGGAAGGUUUCCAAAAUUGAUUUUUUUUUAUUUUUUUUUUUAAGAACUCAAUUUUUUGUUCAACUCCCAUCCGUAGAAGUUCAACAUAAGUAAAAAUAAUACUGAAAACACUUGUGUUCUCAAUUUUGAAGCAUUUUUAGCAAAACAACAACAACACCAAUUUCCCAAUUUUAGUCAAAACACAGCAAAUUUUCCCAAUGCAAUGGGAACCGGCCCCAUUCCCAAAAAGGUGAAGAAAAAAACACUGAAAUAAAUGUUACUAUGUUAACUCAUUUUGAUGUAUAUAAAUUGUUUGUUUUGUUUCAAAUAAGUUGUAGAUAUUUUUAAAAAGAUUUUAUCCAUUAUUUUAUCAACUUUAUGAAGAUUUUGUACAACAAUAUUUCCUGUUACAUUAGUGCUAUUUGUUAUAAUAUUAUCCAAUUAAGUAUAAUUAUAUUUGAUUGCCAUUUCUUUUAGCAGUAAUAGUUUUAUCGUAUAUAUUUACACAUUGAUUAUUAAUUAUAUCACAAUUCAAUUCUUAGCUUAUAUUUGUUUUUUAACAAUUCACAUUUUAUCUGCAAUACUUAUAUUGAGUGCUUAUGACAAUAUUUUGACUACUAGUACAUUUCGAUCAGUGUAUGUCUGGUGUCCUAUUGUUGAGACACCGUGUUAUAAUCAAUCUGUUACUGCGUAUCACUAAAGAUAGAUGUAUGAUUUUACUAGUUGUUAGAUUACCUUGACAUGUGUAAACAGUUAUUGAUUGGAAUAGAAUUGCUCUCAUUGUGCCUGUGAUGAUAAAAUCUCACAUGUUAUUAUUGACAGGGUGUAUUAUUUACAUGCGUAUAAUACAUAUAAGCCCAUGUAGAUGUUUACCUAUACAUAUUCAUUGUCUGAUCAUAAGUCUUAUCCCUAAAAUCAGAGAUGUUUCAAAUGACAUUUGUCUAAAUUCUGCAUCAGUUCUUGUUGUACCGGUACUCUUUGUAGAUUGCUAUCGAACAUGGAACUUUUCCUGCGUCUAAGUUAAAUUUUUGACAGCUAAUUUCAUGAGUUUGUCAAAAACACGAUAUUGUUGCAAUAACAUCCUCCACUAUACAUAAUCAUUCUACAACUCUUCCUGCCUGUAUUUAUGUUUCCUAUCUCGGCUGAAUAAUAUUUUUAUGUCGCCCAGUCUAUACUGUGGGACAUAUUGUUUUUGCCCUGUCUGUUUGUUGGUUUGUUUUCGUCAAACUUAAUCAUUGGCCAUAACUUUUUCAAUAUUGAAGAUAGCAACUUGAUAUUUGGCAUGCAUGUGUAUCUCAUGGAGCUGCACAUUUUGAGUGGGUCAAGGUCAUCCUUCAAGGUCAAAGGUCAAAUAUAUGGGGGGAGACAUAGUGUUUCACAAACAUCUUGUUUUUAAUGAUAUUUGUCAAAAUUUUGCAUCAGUACCUUAUGAUGUAUUUCCAUCCAGGCCUGGCCGUCCCUUUGGCAAGAAACAUAUUGACAAAUGAGAUAGGGGAAGAAAUGUUUAAUUGUAAACUUAUUAUGUUGAGAAAAAUGCAUCAUUUUUAAGUAAAUCUCUUGGAGUGAGGGACUCAGAAGGGGCUAAAAUAAGGUGGUUGCUUAAGAAGACAAAAAAGGCCAGCCAUUGAUGAGGGAAGCUUUACCGCUUCUUGGUAAGACGUCCUGAUAAUGACAACUCAUUUCAGGAGUGGUCUUAAGCAAGUUCUGUGUGUGAUAACAGUCUCCACUCCUUUAUAUUAAUCAUCAAUAUUUUCUGUCUGUAACUAUGUUUUUUUGAAACGUUUUGAUACUGCACCAAAUUCUCAGUAUAAAAAGUGUUUGAAUCCUGUUUAAGAAACUUCAUAUGUUGUCAAUGUUAUAAAACUUUCUGCAUGCACCUGUUUUCCAAAAAUGCUUUUACUUUGCAUACAUUUUUUAUGCCCCCGGUAGGGUGGCAUAUAGCAGUUGAACUGUCCGUCAGUGUGUCAAUCAGUCUGUCCGUCCGUCCGAAAACUUUCCGCUUUUAUGAUAUUUUUCAUUUAAAGGAAGUCUCUUCUACUCGAAAAUCAAGUUAAGGCAGAAAGUGUCGUCCCUGAUUAGCCUGUGCGGACUGCACAGGCUAAUCUGGGACGGCACUUUACGCACAUGAAUUAUGCCCAGUUUUCUCAGAACGCGACUCAUAUCUUAUUGAAAUAUAUUCCAAGUCUGCUUUGAAACUUUGACUAGCAAGUAAAAGGGACAGCAUGUUUCCUCAUAGUUGCAAUAUUCUGCUUGUUUCCAACAAUGUGCAUUCAGAAUACAUUCUUAUAUGGCUAUAAAGUAGUCAAUUAUGUUCACUGGUUAAAGAGAGUUGUACAUGCUGAUGGUCUGUAAUUAGUUAUAUAAUUACUUAACAUAUUGUUAGGCAUGUUAACAUACUGAAGAUAGGUAGACUUGAUGUAAGUCUUAUUAAUUUGGAAAUUAAACUGCAGUUACAUGACUUUUGUAUUGUUACACUAGUGCUUUUGAUAGUAUUGUAUUUAGUUUAUUUUGAUUACAUCUGUUUAGAAAUAACUAUUACAUUUAUGUUGAGUGAACAGAUUUCAAUCUGUUGAAAAGAUGAAAGUUAUAAGAAAAAGAACAAAAAUUUACUAUCUCAAUACCACUUGUUUAUAUUUUCGAAACACAAACGUUUAUAAUGUCAUAUUGUUCAGCAAGAAAAAUUAAUUUAUCAUGUAUAUAAACAAAUCCCUGCACUUACUGUAACAAUGUUAAGCAACUCAAAAUUACAGUAACAUGCACUUGACAGAAAAACAAAACAAAAAUACAAAUAAACAUUUUACAAACACUAGCUUGUUUUUAGAUUUGGCCAUUUUGUUUCAAUAUUAUGACCUUGCACAAAACAAUAUAGUAGAUUAUUAUUGUUGUUGGCCUGUGUAUUUGAGUGGUAUUCUGAGAAAGCUGGGCAUAAUACAUUUGCAGAAAGUGUCGUCCCAGAUUAGCCUGUGCAGUCCACACAGGCUAAUCAGGGACGACACUCCGUCUUAAUUGGAUUUUUGUUAAGAAGAGACUUCAUUUAAACAAAACAUGUCAUAUAAGCGUAAAGUGCCGUCCCUGAUUAGCCUGUGCAGACUGCACAGGCUAAUCUGGGACGACACUUUACGCACAAGCAUUAUGCCCAGUUUUCUCAGAACACGACUAUUUGUUAGCCAAUUGAACAUUUUAUCUCUGUUACACUUCAGUGCUGUCUUUGGUGCAUCAUUUAUUUUUAGUUUUGUAGUUCAGACAGCUGUGCCUUCACAGUUUGUGACCAGAAAUGUUCAGAAAAUGUAAUAAAAUUACUCGUGUAUAUUGGAUGUGCUUAAAAUGGCUUGUUGUCAGCAUAUUGGACGUUACUGAUUACAUGUCUAAUAUCUAAUCUCUAAUAAUGUCUAUGUUAUAUGGUUUCGUUUGUUAAAGUAUUUUACCAUGAUAGUAGUUAUUUCAAACACUUUGUUGUUGCAUAUGUCACAAACUGUGAAAGUGCAGCUUUAAGAUAGUGUUGUUUAUGCUGUUGUUUUGUCCAUUAUAUUCAUGUAUGUGCUUUGUUUAAAAAAAAUACACUGUUUUAUCUAGAUGUAAAAUUGUUAUCCUUGUUAUUGACAAAGUUUGAAUAAAACACACAAUUCUA